AAAAUGAAUAAAGUACUCAUUGCCUCAAUUCUGGUGAUAGGAGUUUUGGGACAAUAAUCACCACCUUUGGAUUGCACAUUUUUAAGUUGUUUAGCUACUGGUGCUUUAAAAGUUUCAUAAUCAACUCGUCAAGCAUAUGUAUGCAUGGAUGGUAUUAUUCUAUAUUAAAUAAAAGGUUACUAUUGGGCUGGGCAAUCAUGCUAACCAUGUCAACCAAUAGAAGGAGGAUUUUAUAAGUGCUCAGAUUAUUAUUCAACAGGGUCUUUAACUUGUAGUCCAGGAUGGACUUAGCUUAAUGGGUAGAUAAUUUUAAUAUAAAUUUAGUAUAUGUGUAAAUAUGCCAAAUGGAUGUUUGAGUUAUUCACUAAACUCCUCAGGAAAUGCUUAUGUUUGUGGCCAAUGUGAUAAAGGUUUUAGUUUGAUAGCAGGAGUAUGUGUUGAGAAUUAAGCCUGUACAGUUUAUAGUAGUACUCGAUAUGUAUGUACUUAAUGUGCUGCUGGAUAUUAUUUGGAUUGGGAUUAUGUUCCUGCAAUAUCAACAUCUUCAGACUACUACUACAAUUUUUUUGAUGGUUUUUGUAGUCCAUGUGGUAUCACUGCAUGUUAAAAUUGUCCAUCAAAGUAUAUAUAAAAAUUAAGAUGUUAGAAAUACUUGUACAUAAUGUGCAGCUGGUUUCUUUUGGUCAUUCAGUGGUUUAACAUCAGGAUCAUAAACAGAUGGAUCUGGAACAUGCCAAAAAUGUGUAGACUUUUGUACAAAUUGUAAAAAUAGUUAAACAUGCAGUUAAUGUGCUGAUGGAUACUACCUGAAUACAGUGAAUGGAGUAUCAGUAAGAUAAUUAGAUAAUAAUAUUUGAUAGACUUGUCAAACAUGUUUACCAAGUACUACAUGUAUGAAAUGUUCAAAUGGUACAACAUGUUCAGUUUGUGCAAGUGGAUAUUAAUUAAUUGGUUCAACAACAUGUUAAAAAUUGCCAGAAGGAUGCACUUAAAUGGAUAAUAAUUAGAAUUGUACAGCAUGUAUCAGUACAUAUGUUUUAAAUUCUUAAACUCCAAAGACUUGCACUCCAUGUGGAACAGGUUGUGCAACAUGCACAAUAAGUAAUACAACAGUAACAUGCACAAAAUGUUAAGAAUUCUAUUAUGGAGUAAGUACUGGUGAUGGUGCAAAUAAAGUAGUUACUUGUGCAGCUUGUAAUUCAGUUCCAUAAUCAACAGGAUGGUUAAGAUGUGGAGGUCCAAAUGAUGUUCCAUCUUACACAACAGUUUAAGUUACAUAAUGUGUAGAUGGAUAUUUCUUAGUAAGUAUUACAGUAAACAACAUUACAACUCCAACAUGCAUAGCUGCUGUAUAAAUAUAAGGAUGUUUAACUUUGACAAAUACUUCUACAAAUACAAAUAAUGUUUGUGCUACAUGUGUUAGAACUUUCAGUUCAUAUACAGGUGGAACUUGUUUAUCAUGUCCACCAUAAUAUGGAGCUAGUACAUAAUUAUCUGCAUAAUGUAAUAAAUGUGGUGGUACAUCCACUACUGAUAUUUCAUGCAUUGGAUGUUCAUCUAAAUAUUUCUUAUAAGCAGCAAGUGCAGCCUCUACUGCCACUUGUGCAACAUGUUCACCAAAUGGUGGUUGUUUAGAAUGUUCUUCUAGUACUAAUUGUACCAAAUGCAAUACUGGAUUCUAUCUAUCAGGAACUACCUGCCAACCUUGUUAAACUAAUUGUGCAUAAUGCGAUAAUUCAACUGUAUUUACAUAUCUAAUUUCUAGUUUUGCAAAACCUGUAUGGAUGGUUACUUCCCUUACUCAGGUACUAAAACCGCUUAAGCUGUUUGUGUUGCUUGUUAAUUUGGUUGUGCUACUUGCACCUCUCCAGGAUAAGUCUGCUUAACUUGUAUUGAUGGAUAUGUAUUCCAAUCUGGAGGUUGUGUACCUCUUAAUAACGCUAAUUGUGCUCUUAAAUUAAAUUCUACAAUCACCAAUGAUAAACCAAUUUCCUCUUCAGGAUGCUCUAUUUGCAAAUAUGGAUUCCAUAUGCUCCAAAAUCGUUGCUUCUAAUCCGUCUAACCUUAUGCUGGGGUAUUCAUUUACUUUUUAUUCUUUUUAGUAUGCCUAUGGAUAAACAACUAAUGUAACUACUGAUUUGAACUACUAAAAUGACACUAAAGUUUAUGCUCAUUUAUUAAUGGCUAGUUUUAUCAUGUUAGUUUUCACAUUAUGAUCAAUUAUAAUAUAUCAUAAUCAUCAAUAUUUAA
Paramecium sonneborni is the source of this 2250-nucleotide messenger RNA. NCBI's taxonomy places the organism in Eukaryota, Ciliophora, Oligohymenophorea, Peniculida, Parameciidae. The record is from the annotation of a GenBank genome assembly.